AUGGCCGCUCCGAUUCGAUCCACUAUAAGCCGCUCUGGCCGGCCUUGUGUUGCCUCUAUUCGCAACCUUUCCAACGCUCUUGCAACAAAGGCUCAGGUUAAAUCCAUAAAUCCUCGCGAGCCAAACACUUCUUCAGCGACUUCCGAUGCUAGCCAACUAAGGCGAGGAGCCUUGUCAAGGACAUAUUUCGAUGCGACAGGCGUCCGGUGGGUUGGAUCUCACGAUGACGGACCAAAGGACCCCAAUAAGGCAAAGCUAGGUAAAACUUUGCGAGUUCUUCAAGAAAGAUUACCGACUCUACUACUACAUCCUCUGCCUCACGACAUCCUUGCGCCCAACAUCGCCCUUCAUCUCUUCCCUUCGACACAUCCUCACCUGCCAACUGUCUCCGGCCGAGUCGCCUACAAUGCCGCUCUCUGGACCUCGCCGCUUGCCUGGAACCGUGUUCCCAUCCUCGGCAACGUCUGUAUCGAGGUUCUUGCAGAGCGCAUGACGAUCGAACCCCUCACUUUCUUACCCCGCCGUGCCGGAGCUAUACCAGAGCAGCUUGUUGUCCGUUGGUGCGAGAAGCGAAAGGGCACUGUCAGUCCUUCGAGCCUUGGCGUUAUUGGACGCUCGCUGCCGUUUGGUCGAGGAGUCGACCCAGACAAGGCCUUUACAGGACUAUUCGUCUUCGAUUUCGAUUCCGAGGGACGAAUUCUGAGCCACACGAUCGAACAGUCGCAAGCGGGUGGCGAUUGGGAAGCUGGUGUUGGCGCAAAGGUUGUUGGCCUAACCGACUGGCUUCUUGGGGGUUGUAAGGACCCUGGUACUCCCAUACCAAUGUUUGAACGAGUACAAAGACGACGGUCCAAUUAA
Fusarium graminearum PH-1 is the source of this 858-nucleotide messenger RNA. RefSeq lists its product as uncharacterized. Lineage: Eukaryota; Fungi; Ascomycota; Sordariomycetes; Hypocreales; Nectriaceae. Bases 1 to 858 code for a protein of 285 amino acids. The record is from RefSeq and is a predicted model, not a curated record. The transcript has 2 exons.